This is a messenger RNA of Numida meleagris (helmeted guineafowl), 2972 nucleotides long. RefSeq names its product leucine rich repeats and calponin homology domain containing 2 (gene LRCH2). The record is from RefSeq and is a predicted model, not a curated record. Gene Ontology annotation, molecular function: protein binding. Lineage: Eukaryota; Metazoa; Chordata; Aves; Galliformes; Numididae.
AUCUUUCCAAGAACAGAUUUACUGAAAUUCCUCCUGAUGUCUGGCUGUUUGCACCGCUGGAAACGCUGAAUUUGUAUCACAACUGCAUCAAAUCCAUUCCAGAAUCUAUAAAAAACCUGCAAAUGCUUACCUACCUUAACAUUAGUCGAAAUCUGUUAUCAACGUUGCCAAAAUACCUGUUUGAUCUUCCACUUAAAGUUCUGGUUGUCAGUAAUAAUAAGCUGGUCUCCAUUCCAGAAGAAAUUGGAAAGCUGAGAGAUCUAAUGGAGUUGGAUGUUAGCUGCAAUGAACUUCAGGUUCUUCCCCAGCAAAUAGGAAAACUGCAGUCACUUAGAGAAUUAAACAUAAGAAGAAAUAAUCUCCAUAUGUUGCCAGAUGAACUAGGAGAACUUCCUUUGGUAAAGCUGGAUUUUUCUUGUAAUAAAAUUACAGAAAUUCCAAUUUGUUACAGAAAGUUACGUCACUUACAAGUAAUAGUUUUGGAUAACAAUCCGAUGCAGAUACCACCAGCACAGAUAUGUUUAAAGGGUAAAGUGCAUAUAUUUAAAUUCCUCAGCAUUCAGGCAUGCCUCAGAAUAGAUAAAAAACCAGAUUCCUUGGAUCUUCCAUCACUGGGUAAACGAAUCCCCUCCCAGCCUCUCACAGACAGUAGCAUAGAGGACUUUUAUCCCAAUAAAAAUCAUGGACCAGACUCCGGCAUUGGAAGUGAUAAUGGAGAUAAAAGGUUGUCCACAACAGAACCAUCUGAUGAUGACACAAUCAGCCUUCACUCCCAGGUAUCAGAAUCAACAAGGGAACAGACAUUGAGGAAUGACAAUCAUGUAGUUGGGAAUAAACUCGAUCCACAGAAAGACCAGGAGGUGUAUGAUUACAUUGAUCCUAAUGCAGAGGAGGGAGCUGUUCCUGAGCAGGGAGAUGUACAGAUUGGACCAUUGCUGUCUUAUAUAAAGGAACGAGGAAAACACCCUGAGAAAUCCCAGAAGACAGAGCACAAUGAGGACUGGGGAGAUGAAAAAAGACUUCAGAAAGAGCAGCUGCUGGCUGAAGAAGACGAUGAAAUCAAAGAGGUGACAGACUUGAGAAAAAUAGCAGCUCAGUUACUGCAGCAAGAACAAAAACACAGGCUUCUUAAUCAUUCGGCCUCAGUAAGCACGAGGAACAGGCCAAAGCAGCCAGUGGAGUCCGAAAAAUGUGUCUCAGCAGAUGAAGUGAACUCUCCAGUGUCUCCAUACAGCUGGCAGCCGCUGGAAAACCAGAAGGAUUCAGUGGAUGAGCAGCGUUGGCCGGAAACACAGCCAAUAAUUUGGCAGAAUGAAGAAAGGAGGAGAAGUAAACAGAUUAGAAAAGAGUAUUUCAAGUAUAAAUCUUCCAGAAAGAGUUCAAGUGGAAAUGAAAACGAUGAGCAAGACAGUGAUAAUACUAAUGUGUCCCCACAGUCUCCUGUAUCGUCCGAGGAUUAUGAGAGGACUGAUAGUAACACUCAUGGUCCGUUUGGUCUCAAACCAAGGUCAGCUUUCAGCCGUGCAACUCGACAGGACUACGGGGCAAUGGAUCCUGGAUUUACAAUGAGGAGGAAAAUGGAGCAUUUAAGGGAAGAAAGGGAACAAAUAAGACAACUUCGCAAUAAUCUUGAAUCAAGGUUGAAAGUAAUCUUGCCGGAUGAUAUUGGGGCAGCACUGAUGGAUGGAGUAGUUCUUUGCCAUUUAGCCAAUCACAUAAGGCCACGCUCUGUUGCCAGCAUUCACGUACCAUCGCCAGCAGUGCCUAAACUCAGUAUGGCAAAGUGCCGAAGAAACGUUGAAAACUUUCUGGAUGCUUGUAAGAAAUUGGGUGUUCCACAGGAGAGACUUUGCUUGCCUCAUCACAUACUGGAGGAAAGGGGUCUGGUGAAAGUUGGCCUCACAGUUCAAGCUCUGCUUGAAUUGCCUACGUUGAAAGUGUCUCAGCUUUCCUCCAUGUAACGCUUGGGAGCUCUGGAGCAGUUCAGCUUCCUACAUAGGAUUCCUACAUAGGAACAUCCAAGCCAUCAAAAACUAAUGUCUGUCCAGAUGCUGUAGAGAGCCUUACUUUGGGAUUGUACAUGAAAACCUUGGAGUCAGCUGAUGUUAAAGUAGCAUAAUGAUUCAUUUUCUUUUGUAAUUGGAUGCACAAAGAUUUUGGUAGCAUCAGGUUCUCUUUCCAUUUAAAAGUUGAAAACUUUAAGUUAAAAAUUACCAUUUAGCAUCUCACAGUGUUACAUUCAAAUGCUGGAUUUCUUUUUCUACAUUGGAAAUGGUUUUUGGAUUAAUUCAGAAGUACAAAACCUGACCCUCCUUGCUUGAACUAUUAAGGCCAACUGUCUGAUUUAAAAGGUAAAACAAAAACGUGGCGAUGCCAUGAUGGUAAAAAUGCAGUGACUGAUACCUGUAAUCCUCUUCCACUCUCUUAGACACCAUAAUAUUAGUGUUUUCUUCUUAUUUUUUGCACUCCUGAUUGUAACUUCCGCACUUCGCAACAUUGCCAGUAUUUAGUCUGAGUGUAUGGUGACGCAAAACAGUAAUCAAUGGGAAAAAGGACGCGCUGAGUUUUUUUCCAGUCUUCUAGGUUGGUGCCAAAUAUUUUUUUCAGUUGUACUGUAGAUUGUUUACAUGUGAAGUGCCUGUGUAAUUGAUAACUCUUAAUAGUCUUAAACAUUUGAGAUUUCUUUGUUGGAAAUAGAUAAAAUGGGAAUUUUUAAAUAUUUUAAUAGUUUUUUGUAAAAUCGAUACGUGAAGAUUUAACUAAUGCUUCACACUUUUGAUGUUGGGUGUUUUAAGUUUGUUGCACAAUUGAUUAUGUUGUUGUCUGAUAAUUAGAAAAUACUGUAAAUACACUUUAUUUAUGAUAUUUAAUUUGAUAAUACCUAAUCUUUUUUUGAUUUAAUGUAUUGUUGGAUAAACAAAGUUGUCUACUUUUCUUUGCUUGGGACAAACAAAUAUACACGGUGAGUACGA